UAGCUACCAGCGCUAGCUUGCUGUUAGCUACCAGCGCUAGCUUGCUGUGCUGGUGUGUGAGGGGAACCUCUGAGGCUCUGCAGCAACAAUGUCUUCAGCUCAGUCUCUGAGAGAGGUGAUCAGAGAGCGGCUAACUGCUGCUGCUGCAGAAAUCUUCUCCGAGUUUGAAAAAACCAUCGUCCGCUACGAGGAAGAGAUCGAUCGUCAGCGCAGACUGCUGGAGAUCAGCUGGAAACCACAGAUCAACUUACACAGAAUAGAACUCCCACUGCAUUAUGUCAGGACAGAUGAGGAGGUUCUGACUGACCAGCAGCUCUGGAACCAGGAGAGGACCUCCAGUUUGGAGCAGGAACAAGCAGAACCUUUACAGGAGGGACCAGAACCUCCACAGAUGAAAGUGGAGCAGGAUGAGCCAGAACCUUUGCAGAUUGUAAAACAAGAGGAGCUCUGCAUCAGUCAGGAUGAAGAGCAGUGUGUACUGAAGCAGGAGACGGUGACCUCCCUUGUGACUCCUGCUGGUGAGGAAAGAGACCACGAUGAAGCAGAACCAGACAGACACCAACUCCUUUUGUCACUGUUUCCUGAGGCUGAGAUCAGAGCUGCUGCUGCUGCUCCGGGGUCAACAGAACUUCUAAAGCAUCAUGUUUGGGAAAAUGAGGAGGUUCUGACUGACCAGCAGCAUUUUAACCAGGAGAGCACUUCUAUUUUGGACCUGAAGAAACCAGAUCAUCCACUGAUCAAAGAGGAACAGCAGGAACUCUGUAUUUAUCAGCAUGAAAAGCAGUUCAUUCUGAAGCAGGAAAAUGUUACCUUCAGGAAUCCACCGUUGUGUCGGAGUUCUUCCAAAGCUGAGAACCAAGAUCAGGAUGGAUGCAGGAAUGGGAACUCUGAACGAAACAGCAAUGAAGACCUGACACAAAAUAAGAGACGUCAACAAAACAAAGAUCACAGAUACAGUGUGGACAGUCAGAAACUAAAAAAGAACAAGAGGGCUCACAGAGAUGAGAGACUGUUUAAAUGUAAACUCUGUGGGAAAUCUUUUAAUUACAAUAAUGUUUUAACUCUUCACAUAAGAACUCACACAGGUGAGAGACCGUUUAAAUGUGAAGUGUGUGGUAAAGGUUUUACCAAGAGUGGUGACUUGACUAGACACAUAAGAACUCACACAGGUGAGAAACCAUUUAGAUGUGAAACUUGUGGUAAAUGUUUCUCUCAACGUAGUAGCUUGACUGAUCACCUGAGAACUCACACAGGUGAGAAACCAUAUCCAUGUGCAACAUGUGGUAAACGCUUCUCUCUAAAACGUAAUUUAGCAUAUCACAUGAAGACUCUACACAGGUGAGAUGUCUUCCAUGUUUCAUCUGUUGAGUGAGAUUCAACCAUACACUUUGUUUAACUUCUCAUGUGAAAAUUCAUACUUGAUAGAUUUUCCUCACUAAAGUAAUGUGAAUAGAAACAUGACUCUGAAAGGUGCUAUGCCAGUGUGGGUCAUUUAUCAUUUAAGCCUAUAACCAGUUGCACAGUGAGCAGAAAUUACAGGGAUUCUCAUUUAUGAAACAUUGCGUAGAAUCCUUACUAAAACCGUACUUAAGCUCAGCAAAAAAAAAAAGUACUUAUGCCAAGAAGGUUUGUGAUCUAUAAAACAUGGAGUAUGCACAGCUUCACGCAAUUUCCCCUUUAUAAAUCAGAGACUAUCUAGAAAGAUUCUCAGCUGCUUUUUAGUCACAUUCCACCCUCAACACGGCCACUUUCUGCCAUAAACGGUCAAUGCAAAGUGCCUUGUGGAUCCCAUGCAUAUACAAAAGCCAGCUUGUUGCAGCAUUUUGAUUGCUACUGCAGAUCAAGGAAGCACUAUUUCACAUGCAGAAAUUGAGGUACUUGUGGGUGAGGUGGAGAAAUGAAAGGAAGUACUUUUGCAAAACAAAUAGGAGAAAAUCCACGGAGUGGCACAGCGUUGCUGAAGCCAUCAAUGCUGUGAGUUCUUCAGAGAGCUCUGUGGUGGAUAUAAAAAAAUUAUUCGAUCAGGAUUCGAUCCCUGGACUCCCGGCUGAGAGUCACGCGUGCUAACCAGUCAGCCAAAGGGAGAUCUCCCUUGACCAAGUAGCCAGGGUGCAUGAGCAAUCGGGCCACAGUGACAGGGCGCUCGCACUGUCCCAGAUGCAUGACAUUUUGUCUCAAGCAUGAACCUGUUUAAUUACUGGGAAACCUUCUUCUUACCUACAUGUUUCUGUUUACUCUCUGAUUUUCUGUUCGUUUCAUAUUGGACUCCCAACCAAAUUAUUUAAAGACGCAUUUCCUUUGGUUACUGCCCCCAUUUUAGAUAUAAUCAAUCUAUUCUUAGUAAAUGGAUACGUACCACAGGAUUUUAAGGUUGCUGUAAUCAAACCUCUACUUAAGAAACCGUCUCUGGAUCCAGAUGACCUAAUGAAUUGUCAACAUGACAAUCCUUUCAUCUUAGAUUACGGUGACAUCAUUUAUAGGACUGCUUCCAGAAAACUUUUUCAUUAACUCGAUGUCAUUUCUCACUCAGCAACCCGUUUGGUCACUGGUGCCCCUUUCACUACUCAUCAUUGUGAUCUGUACUCACUCGUUAACUGGCCAUCACUCCAUUCCUGCAGGAUGUUACAUCAGUAUCAGUUCAUAUACAAAACAAUCAUCGGUAGAACCGUCAUAUCUUCUCUCAUUACUCAUCACUCCCAACAACCAGCACCAUUUAUGUUCCAGUAACUUCAUCUCUAUGGAUAUUCCCAAAGCUUGCACCUCCUUUGGCCACUCCUCAUUCCAGUUUGCUGCUUCCAACAACUGGAAUGAGCUGCAAAAACCACUGAAGCUCAUUACCGACAGUCCAUUAUCUACCUUCAAUAAUUUAUUGUUAUCAAUAGUUUCUGAUCAGUGUGCUUAUCAGACACUGCUUAAAGACACACGUAUAUAAUGUACAAAUUAUAAAUGAGAACAGUCCGUUGUCUUUAUGUCUAACCGUUCUAUCUGAUUUUAAUCUUGUAUUUUUUUAUCUUAGCUAUCUGCUGUUCUGUGGUGUGAAGCUAACUAUGUGUCUGUUGCUGCUGCCUCUUGGCCAGAUCCCCAUUGUAAAUCCACUCAUCUGGUUACAUAAAUAAAAAUGAAAUAUAGA
Nothobranchius furzeri (turquoise killifish) is the source of this 3130-nucleotide messenger RNA. Its product is annotated as zinc finger protein 724. Gene Ontology annotation, biological process: regulation of transcription by RNA polymerase II. Gene Ontology annotation, molecular function: RNA polymerase II cis-regulatory region sequence-specific DNA binding; DNA-binding transcription factor activity, RNA polymerase II-specific. NCBI's taxonomy places the organism in Eukaryota, Metazoa, Chordata, Actinopteri, Cyprinodontiformes, Nothobranchiidae. The record is from RefSeq and is a predicted model, not a curated record.